UAGCUCAGAAGAUGCCAAAUAUUGUACAUGCAAGUAUGGCUAUGCCUGCAACACCAGUAUUUGACUAUGAUGAAGAAGAUUUUCUGUUUGAUCAAGAGUCCAGAAAUGUGAAUGAGGCAACCUCUCCUUUUGAUGAUGUACUCUUGGCAAAGUGGACAUAUGCCAUGGAUCAUGGGCUAUUUCAUUUCUCUAUUGCAGCUGAAAUGCCUAUUAAAUGCCUUCCAGGAAAAUAUAGCUUAUAUUUGCAGCUAAAUCCACAGCGGCACGCUACGCGGCGGCCGCCGCCUACCUUCUCCAGCACGCGCGAGCCGGCCGACCCCGCCCGGUUCCACUUCGGCCGGGUGCCGGCCGGCGAGCACCUGCUGCGUCUGGGCGGCGGCGUGGACGCGGCCGAUGACGACCGCCUGCUCAUCAACAUUAGUCCGGUGGGCCGGGGCCACGUGCUGCUGGUGCCGCAGAUGGCACGCCUGCUGCCGCAGCAGCUGGAGCAGCGCGGUCUGCAGCGGCUGCUCGACCUGCUCCUGCUCAGCCGCAGCACCGGUCUUCGAGGGCUCUUCAACAGCAUCGGAGCGCGGGCGUCUGUGAACCACUACCACUUCCAGCUGUACUACUUCGACCACCCGCUGUACAUCGAGACGGCACCGGUGGAGCGGCUCGACGACGGCCUGUACCAGCUGACCGCCUUCCCUGCGCCCGCCUUCGUGUUCGAGGUCACGCGCGCCACGUACGCCGACGUCGCCAGUCGCGUGGUGGCGCUGGCGGAGCUGAUCCUGGACGAGGGGCUUGCCUUUAACCUGGUGGCGUGCCGUGGCGGUCGCUGCUCGGACUCGCCGGCGCGACCCGAGCUGUACCAGGCCGUGCGCGUGUUCGUCUGGCCCCGGCAGCCGGAGUUAUUGCAAGAACCGACGGACGACUACCAGGUGGCCUCGUGCGAGUUCGCCGGACACAUCACCGUUGCAUCGGCCGAGUCCCUGAACUCGCUGACCGAAGCCGGCGUGGCCGAGAGUCUCCGGACCGUGGCCGAGCCCGCCUUCCGCCAGCUCCGGGACAUCGUGCUGAGCCGGCUCGGCGGGCCAGCCAGCUGACCUGCUGACCUCCGCCGGCGACCGGACGACCCCCGGCUGAACUCUGCGGCUGACCUCCGCCGGGGCUCAUCAUCAGACGGCCUCUGUCGUUGACCUCUGACCGGGCUAGCUGAUGAUUAGCCAGUAUCUGGACUUUUGUUUCAAAAUUUAAAAGGACUGCCCCUCGUCCUCCAGCCUUGAGAAGAUGGUCAAUUCCAGGGAAAAGCAGUGUUAUUGCUUUGGAGUUUGAUUUAACGAUUUUUGCUUCUCAGCCCUACACCUACGCCAAGCUUAUUCGUGAAACUGCACACCCCCCUGGGACCUCAAAAUGCAGCUGCUGUGUGGUAUAGGGGGGGGGGGGGGGUGGACCGCAGCAGCGGCGUAGGUGAUUUCCGCCUUAUGAAGAAGAUCCUGCCCCGCGCAGUUACCGGUUGCUGCUCUACUCAUCGGCAACAGUCUGAUUACAGCACUUUCCUCAGUGCAUGCAGCUGAGCUGGACUUACCUAUAGCCUCAGUUUACGGGCUUCACCCGCCCUGCUGUCGCGGCCCACGCGCAACUGAGAAACGGAGAGAGGCUUGCAAUGGCACGGAAAUGGCGUGCUUCGAAUGUGUGAAAAAGUGCACAUAGAGGAGCAGUCGGCAACGACUUAGGCGGUGUCUGGUACGAUUUUAUCUGUUUCCGUGCUCCUUUUUUACACGUUCCUUUUGUUUUACUUGAAAUUUUUGAUAAGCGAAACCUAGUACAAGUAAACAACAUUAAAAAAACACAAUUAUUUCAGUUUCCCACCGACAUGUGCGCCCAACUGAGAACAAAAAAAAAAACUUUCGGAACUUUUCGCCCAUAGAAUAACUCAUUAGCGCCGCUGCGUAGAUGGACCGAAAAAAAUUGGAACCUUUAUUCAAGGUCGCUUGUGCGUUUCCGUCCUGUGUUCAGACCGCUUUUCUUGGUGGAAAAUGUGUAUGUGUUUUUUCAACUGCGAAUUCCUGCUUGAGAACCAGAAAUUCCGUCUGCUUGAUUAUGCACGGCCGUGCGAGUCUCUAAGGUGGACAUCCCUUUUAUAUAAACCAUGCAUUUUAUUCGAUGAAACAGCAGCAUUCAAACACGCAUAUUAAGUGAAUGAAUCGUGACAGUUAUCUUCUUCCUCAUUCGUUUUGGUUGGAGCAGGUGCCAACUACUCAGUAUUUUAUGUGUUUUAGUGUGACGUCACUCAUUUCCAUAGCAACUAAGGCAUGCCCUCAAAAAGUGCCGGCAGUGCGCGUACGGGAUAUUCCCUGUUCUCCCUGGCUGUACGCUCCGUCAGAAGAGGCGCCUGUUGUUUGGAGUGCGGCUCGCUGAGUGCUGCGUGUGAGGGUGUGCAGGGUUGUAGGAAGGGGGUUAAGACGUGUGUUGGGGAGCAGCAUCAGGUCCGAGUACGGAGCGUAUUGAAAGGAGUCCUUGUGUGAGGAUGACGAUAGGUUCCUGUUGAAGCCCGUCUGCAGCAUCCCCCCUUCAGUCGUGGCUGGUGUGCCACGCAGCGCUGUUGGAGGCUCUGGACGUGCCCAUUUUUUUUUUAUCGCGCUGCUCACUGGGAUCAGUUUUUGUAUUUGUUUUCAUUUUAUAUUUGUGGAGACUUAACUGUAUUCGGGCCAAAAACAUCAAGAAAAUACUAAGUUUCAGGCGCUCGUCAGCAGUUUUUUGCUCCGGCCUGUAUGACCCAUAAAUGACCUUUGAUUUGGACGAGAUAGCUCCAUCGGACCUGCGCCCCAGACCAGCCGACUGUGAACUGACCUUUACUCCAGGUCAGAUGACCUCCAACUGGCCUCGGACUUAGAUAGGAUGACCGCCAGCCGAUCUCCCACUCGGACCGGAUGACCUCAAACUGACAUCUGCCUGCGGCCGGCUGGCCAGGGUGCGAGCCUCUCUCCGUGGGGGCUGGGUCCCCACUGCUGUUGAUGUCGACUGCAGAUUUCGCUGGUGUCCGUCCGUUGGCGGCCGCUGCUCCGUGGGGGGGGGGGGGGG
This is a messenger RNA of Pollicipes pollicipes, 3063 nucleotides long. RefSeq names its product GDP-D-glucose phosphorylase 1. NCBI's taxonomy places the organism in Eukaryota, Metazoa, Arthropoda, Thecostraca, Pollicipedomorpha, Pollicipedidae. The record is from RefSeq and is a predicted model, not a curated record. The transcript has 8 exons. The coding region runs from base 12 to 1085 and encodes 357 amino acids. Gene Ontology annotation, molecular function: GDP-D-glucose phosphorylase activity. Gene Ontology annotation, biological process: glucose metabolic process. Gene Ontology annotation, cellular component: cytoplasm.